Molecule: messenger RNA, 958 nt
Organism: Nymphaea colorata (pocket water lily)
Lineage: Eukaryota; Viridiplantae; Streptophyta; Magnoliopsida; Nymphaeales; Nymphaeaceae
Product: alpha carbonic anhydrase 7-like
Exons: 7
Coding region: 47-844 (265 amino acids)
Molecular function (GO): zinc ion binding; carbonate dehydratase activity
Source: RefSeq, a predicted model, not a curated record
GCAACUUCCAAGUGGAGAAGCAAAGCGUUAGCACACUCCGGUAGCCAUGAGCAUCAAAGUCAUCAGCCUCCUCCUUUUUCCCAUUUUCUGUCUUCUCUUGUCUUGUAGCAACGCUUCUGAAGUUGAGAAGGAGAAAGAGUUUGAUUAUGUGGAAGGAAGCAGGAAAGGGCCAGAGCACUGGUCAGAGCUUAGCCCUGAAUGGGCAGCUUGCAGAGGCAAAGAGCAAUCCCCCAUUGAUCUUCUCAGCAAGAGGGUCAUCUUUCUCCCCAAACUGGGGAGGCUGAAAAGGAGAUACAAGCCUGUCCACGCAGUCUUGAAGAACAGAGGCCACGAUAUUAUGCUGCAGUGGGUGGGAGACGCAGGAGGGAUUUACAUCAAAGGGGUGAAGUAUGAACUGAAGCAAUUGCAUUGGCAUUCACCUUCCGAGCAUUCAAUAAACGGGACAAGGUAUCAGUUGGAGCUGCACAUGGUUCAUGAGAGCAGGGAAGGAGAUGUAGCUGUCGUUGGGAUCCUCUACAAAUUGGGCAGACCUGAUUCCUUCCUUGCCAAGCUGAUGCAUGUCAUUUCAAGAGUAGACCCAACUCAAGAAGAAGCAAUUGGAAUUGUCAACCCGAAAGAUGUGAAAAUUGGUAGCAGGAAAUAUUACAGAUAUGAAGGCUCUCUCACCACCCCUCCCUGCACCGAAGGUGUGAUUUGGACUAUCGUUAAAAAGGUGAGGACUGCCUCAAGACGACAGAUUCAUGAACUGAGACAAGCAGUUCAUGAUGGUUUUGAGGUGAAUGCCAGGCCGACACAAGGCACCAACGACCGACCAAUUUGGCUCUACACCCCCAGGUCCAUCUGAGAGCUGCUUUUCCGGCGACCAUUUUGUAAUGUAUUUGUCUAUGCACGCUGGCUGCUGAAGUUUCAAACUUCGAAGUAUUAGUAAAUACAUAAUAGUCGGACUAUUGUCAUCAAU